Molecule: messenger RNA, 9992 nt
Organism: Propithecus coquereli (Coquerel's sifaka)
Lineage: Eukaryota; Metazoa; Chordata; Mammalia; Primates; Indriidae
Gene: TNRC18
Product: trinucleotide repeat containing 18
Exons: 31
Coding region: 285-9101 (2938 amino acids)
Molecular function (GO): chromatin binding
Source: RefSeq, a predicted model, not a curated record
UCCCGGAGUAUGUGACGCCCAGGAAUAAACACACUUAGGAGACGCCGUGUGCGCCGCCUCGAGCAGCUCCGACUGGCCACCCGGAGGGGCCCAACCGCCGGCCGCCUGUGCGCCCCGGGCCGCGGGCCCGCCGCUCAGCGCAAACCCCGCUGGCCGCCGCCAUGCACGCCGCGGAGCCCCCACCACCCGAGGACUCUGGGACUACGCCGAGGCCGAACUUUUAGGUCCCACUGAGCGAGGCCCGCGGGCCGGGUGGGGGGCUGGCCGCGGCACUCCCGCAGAGGAUGGAUGGCCGAGACUUCGGGCCCCAGCGGUCUGUGCACGGCCCCCCGCCGCCGCUACUGUCUGGCUUGGCCAUGGACAGCCACCGCGUGGGCGCGGCCACUGCCGGACGCUUGCCUGCCUCGGGCUUGCCCGGCCCGCUGCCGCCCGGGAAGUACAUGGCCGGCCUCAACCUCCACCCGCACCCGGGCGAGGCCUUCCUGGGCAGCUUUGUGGCCAGCGGGAUGGGGCCCUCGGCCUCGUCCCAUGGGAGCCCGGUGUCCCUGCCCUCUGACCUCUCCUUCCGCUCCCCCACCCCCAGCAACCUGCCCAUGGUGCAGCUGUGGGCUGCCCAUGCGCAUGAAGGCUUCUCCCACCUGCCCAGUGGGCUGUACCCAUCCUACCUCCACCUGAACCACCUGGAGCCCCCCAGCAGCGGGAGCCCCCUCCUCAGCCAGUUGGGCCAGCCCAGCAUUUUCGAUACCCAGAAAGACGGCUUCUACCUGCCCGCCCCGGGGGCUGCGGGCGCCCUUCACUCUCACGUGCCCUCUGCCAGGACCCCCAGCAGCCACUCCUCAGGGGCUCCAGCCAAAGGCUCAUCGUCGAGGGAAGGUCAGGCCAAGGAGCGGGCGGGCCGUGGCGGGGAGCCACCCCCGCUGUUCGGCAAGAAGGACCCUAGAGCCCGCGAGGAGGCAGCAGGGCCGCGUGGCGUAGUGGACCUGACCCAGGAGGCGCGGGCUGAGGGCCGUCAGGACCGCGGGCUCCCGCGCCUGGCGGAGCGCCUGUCCCCUUUCCUGGCCGAACCCAAGGGCAAGAGCGUGCUGCAGCCAUCGGUGCUGAGCAUAUGCAACGGCGCGGGGGACGCGGGGCUGUCUGCGCUGGUGGCCGAGGCGGGCCGCAGCGGCACCAAGGAGGCGGCCCGGCAGGACGAGAGCGCGCGGCUGCUGCGGCGCACAGAGGCCCUGCUGCCCGGGCCGCGGCCCUGCGCCUCGCCGCUGCCCCCGCCGCCACCCAAGGGGCCGCCCGCGCCGCCUGCCUCCGCGCCCGCGCCCACUGGCGUCUACACCGUUUUCCGUGAGCCGGGCCGCGAGCACCGCGUGGUGGCGCCCACCUUCGUGCCUUCUGUGGAGGCCUUCGACGAGCGCCCGGGGCCCAUCCAGAUCGCGUCUCAGGCGCGCGACGCCCGGGCCCGCGAGCGGGAGGCGGGCAGGCCGGGGGUCUUGCAGGCGACACCCGGCUCCCCGCGGCCGCCGGACCGGCCUGAGAGCCUGCGCGAGAAGAACUCGGUGAUCCGUUCGCUCAAGCGGCCGCCACCCGCCGACGCCCCAGCGUCGCGGGCUGCGCGCGCUUCCCCGGACGCCCGGGCCUACCUGCCGGCCAAGGACCUGCUCAAGCCCGAGGCCGAGCCGCGGCCCUGCGAGCGCGCGCCCCGGGGCCCCGCGGCCCAGCAGGCCGCCAAGCUCUUCGGCUUGGAGGCUGGACGGCCGCCCCCGCCCGCCGGCCCCGAGCACAAGUGGAAGCCUUUUGAACUGGGCAACUUCGCCACCACGCAGAUGGCUGUGCUGGCCGCGCAACACCACCAUGCCAGCCGCGCUGAGGAGGAGGCCGUGGCAGCCUCCAAGAAGGCCUACCUGGACCCCGGGGGCGGGCUGCCCCGCAACGCGGCCUCCUGCGGCAGGCCCGGCGCUGACUUGCACCCUGUGACCCAUGGACCCGGAGAGGCCUCGGCCAUGCAGAGUCUCAUCAAGUACAGCGGCAGCUUUGCCCGGGAGGCGGUGGCCGUGCGCCCUGGCGGUUGUGGCAAGAAGAGUCCAUUUGGAGGCCUGGGCACCAUGAAACCUGAGCCGGCGCCCACCGCUGCGGGCGCCCCACGUGCCCAGGCCCGCCUCCCGCACCCCGGAGGCCCUGCAGCUGGCGGUGGCCGGCAGCUGAAGCGGGACCCCGAGAGGCCUGAGAGCGCCAAGGCCUUCGGGCGAGAGGGCUCCGGUGCCCAGGGUGAGGCAGAAGUUCGACACCCACCCGUGGGCAUUGCGGUGGCGGUGGCUCGGCAGAAGGACAGUGGUGGCAGUGGCCGGCUGGGGCCUGGGUUGGCGGAUCAGGAGCGCUCCCUGUCACUGAGCAACGUCAAAGGGCAUGGCCGAGCAGACGAGGACUGUGCGGAUGACCGAGCCAGGCACCGGGAGGAACGGCUGCUGGGGGCGCGGCUGGACCGGGACCAAGAGAAGCUGCUCCGGGAAAGUAAGGAGCUGGCCGACUUGGCCCGCCUGCACCCCACCAGCUGUGCUCCUAACGGCCUGAACCCCAACCUCAUGGUGACUGGGGGCCCGGCACUGGCAGGCUCAGGUCGCUGGUCUGCUGACCCUGCAGCCCACCUGGCCACGCACCCCUGGCUGCCCCGCUCGGGCAGCACGUCCAUGUGGCUUGCCGGACACCCUUACAGCUUGGGCCCCCCCUCUCUGCACCAGGGCAUGGCCCCUGCAUUCCCACCCAGCUUGGGGGGCUCCCUACCAUCAGCCUACCAGUUUGUCAGGGACCCCCAGUCGGGCCAGCUGGUGGUCAUUCCCAGUGAUCACCUGCCUCACUUUGCGGAGCUGAUGGAGCGAGCCGCGGUGCCACCCCUCUGGCCUGCCCUGUACCCGCCGGGCCGCAGCCCCCUGCACCAUGCCCAGCAGCUGCAGCUGUUCUCCCAGCAGCACUUCCUGCGGCAGCAGGAGUUGUUGUACCUGCAGCAGCAGGCGGCGCAGGCCCUGGAACUGCAGAGGAACGCACAACUGGUGCAGGAGCGGCUGAAGGCCCAGGAGCACCGGGCAGAGAUGGAGGAGAAGGCGGGCAAGCGGAACCUGGAGGCCACGGGCAAGGCUGGCCUGGCCGCCGCAGGCCCAGGGCUGCUGCCUCGGAAGCCCCCCGGCUUGUCUGCCGGCCCCACAGGCACCUACGCCAAGGCCAUGAGCCCACCGCCAUCUCCCCGCGCAUCCCCCGUGGCUGCCCUGAAGGCCAAAGUCAUCCAGAAGCUAGAGGACGUGUCCAAGCCUCCCGCCUACGCCUACCCUGCCACUCCCAGUGCCCACCCGACCAGCCCGCCACCUGCCUCGCCACCGCCCACCCCUGGCAUCACCCGCAAGGAGGAGGCCCCCGAGAACGUCGUGGAGAAGAAGGACCUGGAGCUGGAGAAGGAAGCCCCCAGCCCCUUCCAGACCCUGUUCUCAGAUAUCCCACCCAGGUACCCGUUCCAAGCCCUGCCGCCGCACUACGGGAGGCCCUACCCGUUCUUGCUGCAGCCCACGGCGGCUGCCGAUGCAGACGGCCUGGCCCCUGAUGUGCCGCUCCCAGCUGAUGGGCCUGAGCGCCUGGCACUCUCACCGGAAGACAAGCCCAUCCGUUUGUCACCCUCCAAGAUCCCAGAGCCGCUGCGGGAGGGCCCUGAGGAAGAGCCGCUGGCUGAGCGGGAGGUGAAGGCGGAGGUGGAGGACAUGGACGAGGGCCCUGCAGAGCUGCCGCCUCUGGAGUCUCCUCUGGCCCUGCCCGCCGAGGAAGCCAUGGUGGCUCCGAGCCCCGUGGGCGGCUGCGGAGGAGGUCUGCUGGAGGCCCAGGCGCUGAGUGCCGCCGGGCAGGGGUGCACUGAGCCUUCCGAGUGCCCAGAAUUUGUGGAGGGGGCUGAAGCUCGGGUGGACUCGCCGGGCCGGACAGAAUCCUGUGCGGCUGCCCUAGACUUGGGGGGGCGGCUGACGCCCCAGACGCUGGUGGAGGCUAAGGAGGAGCCGGUGGAGGUGCCUGUGGCUGAGGCAGCACCUGAAGAAGGCCUGGCGCAGGUGGCCCCGAGCGAGCCCCAGCCCAGCCUAGAAUUGUCAGACUGUGACAUGCCCACUAGGGAGGGACAGUGCCCGAGCCUGGAGCCCCAGGAAGCCACACCUGUGUCCAGCAGUGCCUGCCACCUGGAAGAGGCAAGCGCUGACCAGUUCUUGCCUGGCCUGGAGGACCCACUGGCUGGCAUGAAUGCCCUGGCGGCGGCUGCGGAGCUGCCCCAGGCCAGGCCUCUGCCCUCCCCAGGCACUGGAACCCAGGCUUCGGAGAAGCUAGAACCGGCUCAGAGCCUUGUGCUGGAGAAGAGCUUCCUGCACGGCAUCACCCUGCUGAGUGAGAUUGCGGAGCUGGAGCUGGAGCGGCGGGGCCAGGAUGUGGGAGGUGCGGAGCGGGGCCUGGUGGUGCGGCCCUCGCUGGAGAGCCUGCUGGUGGCCGGCAGCCACAUGCUGAAGGAGGUGCUGGAUGGCCCCUUCGUGGACCCGCUCAAGAACCUGAGGCUUCCACGGGAGCUGAACCCCAACAAGAAGUACAGCUGGAUGCAGAAGAAGGAGGAGCGGAUGUACGCGAUGAAGUCCUCCUUGGAGGACAUGGACGCCCUGGAGCUGGACUUCCGGAUGCGGCUGGCAGAGGUGCAACGGCAGUACAAAGAGAAGCAGCGGGAGCUGGUGAAACUGCAGAGGCGCCGGGACUCCGAGGACAGGCGCGAGGAACCCCAUAGAAGCUUGGCACGCAGAGGCCCUGGCAGGCCGCGGAAACGGACCCACGCCCCGAGCGCCCUGUCGCCCCCCCGCAAGAGAGGGAAGAGCCGCAACAGUAGCGGAAAGCUGAGCAGCAAGUCCCUGCUGACAUCAGAUGACUACGAGCUGGGAGCAGGGAUAAGGAAGAGACACAAGGGGCCCGAGGAGGAGCACGAGGCUCUCAUUGGAAUGGGGAAAGCCAGGGGGAGGAACCAGACGUGGGAUGAGCACGAAGCCUCGUCCGACUUCCUCAGUCAGCUAAAGAUUAAGAAGAAGAAGAUGGCCAGCGACCAGGAGCAGUUGGCAAGCAAGCUAGACAAGGCCCUCUCCCUCACAAAGCAGGACAAGUUGAAAUCGCCCUUCAAGUUUUCGGACAGUUCUGGGGGGAAAUCGAAAACUAGUGGGGGCUGCGGCAGGUACUUGACUCCUUAUGACAGCCUGCUGGGCAAGGACAGGAAGGCUCUGGCCAAAGGCCUCGGCCUGUCUCUUAAAUCCUCCAGAGAAGGUAAACACAAAAGGGCCGCCAAAGCCAGGAAGAUGGAAGUGGGGUUCAAGGCCAGAGGCCAGCCCAAGUCGGCCCAUUCUCCGUUCACCUCGGAAGUGAGCAGCUACUCCUACAAUACGGACUCAGAGGAAGAUGAAGAGUUCCUGAAGGACGAGUGGUCUGCCCAAGGCCCCUCCGGCUCCAAGCUGACGUCCUCCAUCCUGUGUGGCGUGGUGGCGAAGAGCAGCAAGGCGGCCGGCGGCCCCAAGCUGACCAAGAGGGGCCUAGUGGCCCCCCGGACUCUGAAACCCAAGCCUGCCGCCAGCAGGAAGCAGCCGUUUUGUUUGCUGCUCCGAGAGGCCGAGGCCCGUUCCUCCUUCAGCGACUCUUCGGAGGACUCGUUUGACCAAGAUGAGAGCUCCGAGGAGGACGAGGAGGAGGAGCUCGAGGAGGAGGAGGACGAGGCCGGUGGCAGCUCCAGGCUGGGCGCCCGGGAGCGGGCCCUGUCGCCAGGCCUGGAGGAGAGCGGGCUGGGCCUAUUGGCCCGCUUUGCAGCCAGCGCGCUCCCCAGCCCUGCAGCGGGGCCGUCCCUGUCGGUGGUGCAGCUGGAGGCCAAGCAGAAGGCCCGGAAGAAAGAGGAGCGGCAGAGCCUGCUGGGCACGGAGUUCGAGUACACGGACUCGGAGAGCGAGGUCAAGGUGCGCAAGCGGUCGCCGGCGGGGCUGCUGCGGCCCAAGAAAGCGCUGGGGGAGCCGGGGCCGCCCGCGCCCGCACCCGCGCCCGCCGCUCGGGGCCCCGCCAGCCCCGACAAGGCCAAGCUGGCGGCGGAGAAGGGGCGCAAGGCCCGGAAGCUGCGGGGCGGCAAGGAGCCAGGUUUCGAGGCGGGGCCUGAGGCCAGCGACGACGACCUGUGGACGCGGCGUCGCAGUGAGCGCAUCUUCCUGCACGACGCCUCGGCCGCCGCGCCUACACCCGCCCGCGCCGCGCCCGCGCCCGCGCCCCGGACCCGCGCCAAGGGCGGCCCGCUGAGCCCACGCAAGGACACCGGCCGCGCCAGGGACAGGAAGGACCCCAGGAAGAAGAAGAAAGGGAAGGAGGCCAGUCCAGGAGCCGCGCUGCCACCACCCCGCACUCCCGCCCUGCCCUCCGAGGCCAGGGCCCCUCAUGCCAGCUCCCUGGCCGCUGCCAAGAGGAACAAGGCCAAGGCCAAAGGGAAAGAGGUGAAGAAGGAGAAUCGGGGAAAGGGAGGCGCCGUGAGCAAGUUGAUGGAGAGCAUGGCGGCUGAGGAGGACUUUGAGCCCAACCAGGACUCCAGCUUCUCUGAGGAUGAACACCUGCCACGUGGCGGGGUUGUGGAACGGCCACUGACUCCAGCCCCUCGCUCCUGCAUCAUCGACAAGGAUGAGCUGAAGGACGGCCUGCGGGUGCUCAUCCCCAUGGACGACAAGCUGCUGUACGCGGGGCACGUGCACACGGUGCACUCGCCAGACAUAUACCGUGUGGUGGUGGAGGGCGAGCGCGGCAACCGGCCCCACAUCUACUGUCUGGAGCAGUUGCUGCAGGAGGCGAUCAUCGACGUGAGGCCGGCCUCUACUCGCUUCCUGCCACAAGGGACCAGGAUCGCAGCCUACUGGAGCCAGCAGUACCGUUGUCUCUACCCGGGCACUGUGGUCCGAGGGUUACUGGACCUGGAGGAUGACGGGGACCUGAUCACCGUGGAGUUUGAUGACGGAGACACAGGGAGGAUCCCCCUCUCACACAUCCGCCUCCUGCCUCCCGACUAUAAGAUCCAGUGUGCCGAGCCGUCGCCGGCCCUCCUGGUGCCGAGCGCCAAGCGCCGCAGCCGGAAGACCAGCAAAGACACCGGGGAAGGCAAAGAUGGGGGCACGACAGGGUCAGAGGAGCCGGGAGCCAAGGCGCGAGGGCGCGGGCGGAAACCCAGCACCAAGGCCAAGGGCGACAGAGCUGCUGUCCUGGAGGAAGGGGGCUCAACGGACGAGGUCCCCAGUACUCCCUUGGCCCUGGAGCCGAGCAGCACCCCAAGUUCCAAGAAGAGCCCCCCAGAGCCUGUGGACAAGCGGGCCAAAGCCCCCAAGGCCCGCGCGGCAGCCCCACAGCCCAGCCCCGUGCCGCCCACCUUUGCCAGCGGCCCAGCUCCUGAGCCCUUUGGGGAGCUGCCGGCACCCCCCGCUGCCCCCCUCAUAACCAUGCCCGCCACUCGCCCCAAGCCCAAGAAGGCGCGGGCUGCCGAGGAGUCGGGCGCCAAGGGCCCUCGCAGGCCGGGGGAGGAGGCCGAGCUGCUCGUCAAACUGGACCACGAGGGGGUCAUGUCGCCCAAAAGCAAGAAGGCCAAAGAGGCCCUUCUGCUCCGUGAGGAUCCGGGGGCAGGGGGCUGGCAGGAGCCCAAGGGCCUGCUGAGCCUGGGGGGCUAUACCCCAGCAGCGGGAGGCAGCGAGCCCAAGACCGCCUGGCCCAAGGCCGCGGAUGGGGACCUGGCUCCGGAGUCCGGGGCAGGGCUUGCGUUCGAGGACUCUGGGAACCCCAAGAGCCCGGACAAGGCCCAGGCCGAGCAGGACGGGGCUGAGGAGUCGGAGAGCGGCAGCAGCAACAGCAGCAGCAGCAGCAGCAGCAGCAGCAGCAGUGGGUCAGAGACGGAGGGCGAGGAGGACGGCGACAAGAACGGGGACGGAGGCCGCAGCGCCGGGGGCCGCAACUGCAGCGCCUCCAGCUCCAGAGCAUCCUCCCCUGCCUCCUCCUCCUCCUCCUCAUCUUCCUCUUCCUCNUCCUCCUCCUCUUCUUCCUCUUCCUCUUCUUCCUCUUCUUCAUCUUCCUCCUCCUCCUCUUCCUCCUCCUCCUCCUCUUCUUCCUCUUCCUCUUCCUCCUCUUCCUCCUCCUCAUCCUCUUCCUCAUCCUCCUCCUCCUCCACCACAGACGAGGACUCUUCCUGCAGCUCGGACGACGAGGCAGCUCCCGCCCCUGCGGCCGGGCCCUCCACCCCGCCGGCGCUCCCCGCCAAGGCAGCCAAGCAGGCGGGCAAGGCGCGCUCCUCGGCCCACUCCGCGGGCAAGAAGGCGGCUGCACCCCAGCCCCAGGCACCCCCACCGCAGCCCCCACAGCCACUGCAGCCCAAAGCUCAGGCCGGGGCCAAGAGCCGGCCCAAGAAGAGGGAGGGCGUCCACCUCCCCACCACCAAGGAGCUGGCCAAGCGGCAGCGCCUUCCGUCCGUGGAGAACCGGCCCAAGAUCGCCGCCUUCCUGCCAGCCCGGCAGCUCUGGAAGUGGUUCGGCAAACCCACCCAGAGGCGCGGCAUGAAGGGCAAGGCCCGUAAGCUCUUCUACAAGGCCAUCGUGCGUGGCAAGGAGCUCAUCCGCAUUGGGGACUGUGCCGUGUUCCUGUCAGCCGGCCGCCCCAACCUGCCCUACAUCGGCCGCAUCCAGAGCAUGUGGGAGUCGUGGGGCAACAACAUGGUGGUCCGCGUCAAGUGGUUCUACCACCCCGAGGAGACCAGCCCGGGCAAGCAGUUCCACGAGGGCCAGCACUGGGACCAGAAGUCCGGCCGCAGCCUCCCCGCAGCCCUGCGGGUCUCCAGCCAGAGGAAGGACUUCAUGGAGCGCGCCCUCUACCAGUCCUCGCACGUGGACGAGAACGACGUGCAGACGGUGUCGCACAAGUGCCUGGUGGUGGGCCUGGAGCAGUACGAGCAGAUGCUCAAGACCAAGAAGUACCAGGACAGCGAGGGCCUGUACUACCUCGCGGGCACCUACGAGCCCACCACGGGCAUGAUCUUCUCCACGGACGGCGUGCCCGUGCUCUGCUGAGCCUGCCGCGCCCUGCUGCCCUGCGGCUGCCUUGCGCCCCGAGGGCCGACAGGGCCCUCACUGUCACUGCCACGGCGCAGGGACCACGUGCGUUGUGUGCAUGCAAGUGUGCCCGUGGGUGUGUGCAUGGGGCCAGGUGUGAUGACGCCCCGGGCGAGUGUGUGUACAUGUGUGUGCCCGUAUGCAUGCACGUGUGUGCACACAUGUGCACACGUCUCAGCCCGACUUCCCUAACCCCUCAGUGCCCCCAGGACAGGGGCUCCUCUCAGCUAUCAGGGUAUGGCUCUGCCGUCCCCCCUCAGGGUGGCCUCGGCCAGGACUGGCCUCAGGCCUCCUGUCCAGCACCUUGUAAGCACUUGGCCAGGUGCCCCCAGGCCCAAGCAGACUGGGGGUUCAGUGGGGGGGGCUUCCAAGGAACCAGACUGAUGCUCACUCUGGGGCUCCCGGGCACCGUUGGCACGGAGCCAACCUCAAGGCCUCCCACCACGGGAUGGAGUGGCCCAACGCCAGCCAGCCUCAAAGACCAUGCUGGGCCUGCCCUGGGCACCCUGCUGGGCCGGCCCCCAACCUCUCAGGAUGGCCUGGACUUGGGGAACGAGCCCGGCAAGCGGGGAGCCCACGAGCACCGCCAGGCACCAGAUGGAGGGGCUGCAUGCCCUAGGGCCCAGCGAGGGCCCCUCCUGGCCCAGAUCCUCACACUACAGAAAACCCCAAUGGUGCUGAAAUCCUCGCCUGGCCACGCCCGGCCCCUCCCCGCUCAGGAGGGAGGUGGCAGUUCUUAACCUGUACAGUUUUAUUGUACCAAGAGAGACUCGCCCUGCCCCUGUAUCAUAAGCCUUUAAAUGGAGUCGACUUUUUAAUUAUAUAUAUAAAGAUAAAUAUAUAUAAAUA